Eublepharis macularius is the source of this 1708-nucleotide messenger RNA. RefSeq lists its product as uncharacterized. Lineage: Eukaryota; Metazoa; Chordata; Lepidosauria; Squamata; Eublepharidae. The record is from RefSeq and is a predicted model, not a curated record. Bases 53 to 1396 code for a protein of 447 amino acids. The transcript has 2 exons.
UGCAACAGGGAGCAGAGAGAAGAGGCGGCGGCCCCGUUGCAACCCUUUACACAUGGAUUCCCGCCAGAAGGAAGAUGCCAUCUUGUGUGUGGUGCAGUCUGGGACCCUGAUGAUGGAGUACCUGAGAGCCAGCAGUGAGGCGGCGGCGGCGGCUGCUUCCCGGCGAAGGUGGGCAUUCUUGCAUACCUUGGAGCGGCGAGGAUAUGAGGAAGAGGAGGAGGAAGAAUCUGAGGAAGAGGAAGAGGAGGAGGAGGAAGAGGAGGAGGCCUUACUCCCCAGGCAAGCGUCCAGUCCGGGAGUUCGGCGUGGCGGCCGCCUCCGGUCAGUGGAACGGCGCUUCUGGGCACGACCACGCAGCACCGAGUGGUGGGAUCGCACGGUUCUGGAGACGUGGGACGACGGCCAGUGGCUUCAGAAUUUUCGGAUGCGAAAGGCCACGUUCCUGGAACUGUGUGCCAGGCUCUCCCCUGCCCUCCAGCGCCAGAAGACACGGAUGAGGAUCCCCUUGAGCGUGGAGAAGCGCGUGGCCAUUGCUCUGUGGAAGCUGGCCACCUCCGUGUGCUACCGUGAUGUGGGCAACCAGUUUGGCGUCGGCAGGUCCACCGCCGGCUCCGUGGUCUUGGAAGUCUGCCGAGCCAUCCAACGGGUGCUCAUGCGCGCCACGGUGACCAUGGGCAACAGCCUGGCAGAAACAAUCGACGGGUUCAAAAAGAUGGGCUUCCCCAACUGUGCUGGCGUGGUGGGCACCACCCACAUGCCCAUUUUGUGCCCACCUCACCAGGCCGCUGAGUAUGUCAACUCCAAAGGCUACUACUCCAUGGCCUUGCAAGCCUUGGUGGACCACCGGGGCAAAUUUACCCACCUGAGUGCGGGCUGGCCAGGGAAAACGCACGAAGCCAAGAUCUUCAACAAAUCCACCUUGUUCACCAAAGGACAAGGAGGGACCCUCUUCACUCCGGGCUCCGUGGACAUCAGUGGGGUGUCUGUACCCAGGGUUAUCCUGGCGGGGCCGGCUUACCCCCUUCUUCCGUGGUUGAUGGUUCCUUACACAGGAGAGCUGGAUGAUACCAAGGAACGGUUCAACGCCGUCUUGAAGAGGUGCCAGGGACCCCUGGAGGAGGCCUUCAGCAGGCUGAAAGGCAGGUGGCGGUGCCUGACCGGCCGCAACGACUGCGCCGUGGAGAACCUUCCCCGCCUCAUCUCGGCCUGUUGUGUCUUGCAUAACAUCUGCGAGGAGAAAGGGGAGGCCUAUGAAGAAACAUGGGAGGCUGAGGCCAAGCAGCUGGCCGCCACCUUCGAACAACCCCUCCAGAGGCCGGAUUCUCGGAUCAAGCCGGCGGCCAGGUCGGAGAGGGUCAGAGACUCUCUCUGUGCCUACAUGGCUAGGGUGGCAUGAGAAAGAAAAAAGUCCAGCAGCACCUUGAGGACUAACCAACUUCAUUGAAGCAGAAGCUACAGUCGGAAUGGAAUUCCAUUCAGAUCCAGGCAUUCUAUGCAGAUUCAGCAAUGGAGGGAAGGGGUCACACCCAGCCUGGAUUGUGCACGACCUCUGCAACUGAUUUACCUCUACAUGGCCCUCACUCCCUGCACCCUUUCCCCCCUCCCCUCCCCACCUAUAUAUCUCUGGCCAGUUUCUUCUUACCCUUCAUGCAUCUGACCAAGAGAGCUGUGGUUCUCAAAAGCUUAUGCUACAAUAAAGUUGCUUUGU